Epinephelus lanceolatus (giant grouper) is the source of this 991-nucleotide messenger RNA. The record is from RefSeq and is a predicted model, not a curated record. Lineage: Eukaryota; Metazoa; Chordata; Actinopteri; Perciformes; Serranidae.
UGCGGAGCAGAGGGGGUGGAGGGUGGUGUUAAGACGUUUGACUCUAUUUGGAGUUGUGUCCAUUGCAGAUGAAUAAAGUUUUUUUCUUCUUCUUUUCUACUCCAGCUGAGCUUGUUGGCAGCAGGCUCCGUCCUCCUCUCAGAGAGCCCGCACCAGGAUGGGUGCUCUCCCGGCGCAAAGGAUACUAUGGAUGUGCGUUUUGGUGAUUUUGGGAAUAACAGGAGUUUGCGGUUCCAACGUCUGCACCUCCAGAGGGGCCAGUACAUGCAAGCAGUGUCUGGCUGUGCACCCCAGCUGUGCGUGGUGCUUCCAGGAGGACUUUGGCCAGGGGGUGGCCAGUUCCUCUCGCUGUGAUCUGAAGACCAACCUUUUGGCAGCGGGGUGUGUUCCGUCAGCUAUGGAGUCUCCGACCAGCAAACUGCAGGUGAUCGAGGACCGGCCCCUCAGCAACAAGGCAGCGGGAGCCACGCAAGACGUCACUCAGAUAAAGCCCCAGAGGCUACAGAUCACUCUCAGGCCAGAUGAUGCUAAGCGCUUCACAGUAAAAGUGCGUCAGGUAGAUGACUACCCCGUGGACCUCUACUACCUCAUGGAUCUCUCCUACUCCAUGAACGAUGACCUCUUCCGCCUGAGAACACUGGGCAGAGGCCUGGCAGACGCUAUGAAUCGCACCACCAGCAACCUCCGCAUGGGCUUUGGGGCUUUUGUGGACAAGCCGCUCUCGCCUUACAUGUUCAUCUCCCCUAAAGAGGCUGUGGAGAACCCCUGCUACAGUAUUAAUACCACCUGCCUGCCCCAGUUCGGUUACAAACACGUUCUGUCCCUGACGGAGGAGGUGGGCCGCUUCACAGAGGAAGUGAAGAAGCAGAUGGUGUCCAGAAACCGAGAUGCCCCAGAGGGAGGCUUUGAUGCCAUCAUCCAGGCUGCUGUGUGCAAGGUGAAGAGACACCCUUACUGUCUCACACAAAUAACUCUUUUGUCACACUCAUAA